Molecule: messenger RNA, 618 nt
Organism: Ostreococcus lucimarinus CCE9901
Lineage: Eukaryota; Viridiplantae; Chlorophyta; Mamiellophyceae; Mamiellales; Bathycoccaceae
Exons: 1
Coding region: 1-618 (205 amino acids)
Biological process (GO): protein targeting to ER
Cellular component (GO): signal peptidase complex; membrane
Source: RefSeq, a predicted model, not a curated record
AUGUCCCACUCCCCGUGGCACCGCCUCAACGCCACGCUCACGCUCGCCGUCGCCAUUUUCGCCGUCCUCGUCGCGUGCGCGUCCGUCACCGAUGUCUUUCACGCCUGCGCGCCGACGUCUUCGAUGCCGUUCAUGUCCCGAAGCCCGAUCGUUCGAGUCGUCGACUACGAACGCUUCGCGCGCGUCGCCGACAGCCGAGACGAGGCAGUGGUGAGGCUGGAAGUAGACUACGAUCUGUCGUCGUGCGCGAGCUGGAACACGAAGAUGGUGUUCGCGCACGUGACGGUGUCGUGGGAGACGGAGACGCGCGGCGUCAACGAGGCGACGAUUUGGGACGACGCGGUAAAGUUUGAUAGAUGGGAAAGCGCGGAGAGUAAGGCGAAGAAAUUGAGGAAACAGGGCGUGAUACGGGCGAAGUAUAAGCUACGGAGCGUGGACGAGCGGUUGUCCGGACGAGGGAUGGAGGUGAAAUUACGGUGGGCGGUGACGCCGCGCGCGGGACGGAUUUGGCGAGGCGAAACGUCGACGUCGAAUGCGACGUUUCCGGUCGAAUAUUUGAAUGUAGGUGGAGACGGACAACGCGCGAGGGCGGCGCCGCGGACGCCGGGGAUGCCUUGA